This is a messenger RNA of Thermothelomyces thermophilus ATCC 42464, 1723 nucleotides long. RefSeq lists its product as uncharacterized. Lineage: Eukaryota; Fungi; Ascomycota; Sordariomycetes; Sordariales; Chaetomiaceae. The record is from RefSeq and is a predicted model, not a curated record. The transcript has 2 exons. The coding region runs from base 277 to 1677 and encodes 466 amino acids.
AAUUCCUCAGUUCCAAACUUGAGGGGCCAAAUUUCACUUGAUCACACCACGCUUUCAGGUUAGUGACGUCGCGAAGUACGAGGUACCGCCUUCGCGCGAAAGCAGGCACUACGCGCUUAUCUGUUCUUGAGAAAAAAAGAGAAUCCUCAGGUGGUUACACGAUCCUGAAGACGCUCCGGCAGCAUCCCUCUGCCCCGCGCACCACGCAAUCCUGACAGUCACCGAACCAAGUACCAUACCCUCGAGAGUCUGGCGCCGAGCACUGCCUCCCAAAUUAUGCCCGCCGAGAACAACGGACCCCCCAGUAACGGGGCUCCGAGCGGAAGCGCAGCCCCGGCCGCACGAGAUGGAACUGAGAACGCGCCAGCAUCGGCCAAGUCAACGGCCCCUCCCGCCGACACAGAAAAACUCACGCCGGCCCAGCUGAAAGCCAAGGCAAAGGCAGAGAAGGCAGCGAGGCGUGCGCAGGUGAAAGAAGCCAGGGCCGCUGCUCAAUCGGCAUCACCUGCCGGAGACAGAGGCGCCGCCGCAGAUGCGAAGGGAGGCAAGAGCAAAGGGAAACAGGAUGGGCAGCAGCCCCAGGGCAAGGGCGGGCAUUUGCAGGUGCAUCGCCCGUCAGUCAGCGGGCGGCGGCCAUCUUCGCCCAUGACAGAGAAGGAUGUUAGGAGCGCCAUCCCCGACUGUUUCAGCCAUGUGCCAAUGGCAAAGCGGAUAUCGACAUCCCAGGCGCACAAGGAUGUGCACCCCGCCGUGCUGGCCGUCGGACAGCAGAUGGCCACAUUUGCCCUUAACGAUAGCAUCUCCCGCCUCAAGGCAACUCUUUUGGCGUUCAGGAAGGUUAUCGAGUCGUACGAAACGCCAAAGGGAAACUCAUUGUCUCGUCACUUCGUCCCGCACGUCCUCAACCCCCAGAUUGAAUACCUCACCGAGUGCAGGCCAAUGUGCUUUGCUAUGGGCAAUGCCAUCAGGCUGUUGAAGGGCAAAGUCAACAAGUUCGAUAUCGACACGGCCGAGGACGAAGCGAAGGAAGGUCUCCUGGAGUGGAUCGACUUUUUGAUCAAGGAGCGAAUCACGCUGGCCGAAUACGCCAUUGCUCGGAACGCUGCUCAGUCGAUCAACGAGGGCGACACCAUCCUGACCUACGGCAGGCAUCGGCUCGUCGAGAAGACGUUGCUCGAAGCAAAACGCGACGGCAAGUCGUUUGACGUGACGGUGAUUGACGACCCUUUUCAGCGCGGCGGCCUGGAACUGGCAAAGACACUGCGGCAGGCCGGCAUUCCGGUACUCUACUCCCCAAACCUGGGCGGCCUACGGCCCAAGGUGGCCGCGGCGUCCAACGUCUUCCUGGGAGGAGAGGCUAUCUUUGCCAACGGUUCACUCCAUGCGCCGUCGGGGACGGCCGACGUAGCCAUGGCCGCCACGAACGCCGGCGUCAAGGUGAUCGUUCUUUGCGAGACGAUCAAUUUCGACCGCGACCGUGUCUCGGUUGAUUCGCUCACGUACAAUGAGAUUGACCCUGAGAGGAACACGGCUGAUUCUUUCCGGUUGCUGUUUGACAACACCCAUGACAAGUACAUCACCGGCGUCAUCACCGAGUUUGAAAGCGGAGGCGGCAACUCGCCAGCUCAGGCCAUUUUGGCCUUGCUAAGGAAGCAGGAAGACCCUCUGAUUGAUUGAUUGAUUGAUUGCUCGAGAUGAACCGGGUCAGCGGGACAGCGAAGGU